AUGAGUGAAAAGGUUAGAUACUACCUGGAGCAGUCCGUGGCAGAGCUCCAGGAUCUUAAAAAGAGGGGUAUAUUCGAAGAAAAUGAGCUUAAAAUUAUAAUGAGGAGGCGUACUGAUUAUGAACACCGCAUAACGUCUAGGACAGCCAAAUCUACAGACUUCCUGUCCUAUGCCAACCACGAAAUCAAUGUCGAAAAAUUAAGAGCACUCAGAUUGAAAAGAUUGAGGAAAGGGGGCUCAAUCACUGGGUCUGGUGUUUCGGACUGGGCUGGUUCUCGGCGAAUUAGUUUCAUUCUUGAUAGAGCCACCAAGAAAUUUCCUCGUAACUUGAGUCUGUGGAUUCGUCUCAUUGAAUAUGCCAAAGAGCAAAAUUCCCCUAACGUUGUCAACAAAUCGAUGUCAUCUAUGCUCAAGUUUCACCCCACAAACCCUGAAGUUUGGGUUUUUGUUGCUAAGUAUCAAGCUGAGAACAAUGCGUCGAUUCAGGAGGCUCGCGCGGUUUUACAACGCGGCCUAAGAUUCAAUGCAGAUAGCUCUUAUCUUUGGCUAGAAUACAUGCGACUAGAGCUGAUAUACGCUGCAAAAAUCUUGGCUCGGCGGAAACUCUUAGGGAUCAAAAGCGCUCACAGUAUUGAAAACGGCGAACUGAAGAAACCGUCACAGCUCGACUUUUCGGCUUUUGAUGUCGCUGCAGCGGAAAAAGAGCUCAAUAAUUUACCUGACAUUAACAUUGACAUCUUGGGCGACAUGAGUUCAAAUCCUGUUCUACGUGGAGAGGUCGCGCUAGCAGUGUUCGAUGCUGCAAUAAAUCAAGUUGAAGCCGAUGAUCAGAUCGAGUUCUGCAAGCAGUCUUUAGAAAUCCUCGAAAAUUUUACAGUUUUCGACCGAAUUCAUUUGAGCAAUCAUAUUAUCCAAUGGGCCGAGGCCAAUCGACCUGGGGAUAGUCGGGUCCAUCUCUGGAGGCUGUCUUUACCGGUCCGGUACUGCAGCAAUGUCUCUGUGGAGCUACCACAACAGCUGAGAUUGCUUUUUAAUCUGUAUUCGAAGAUGUCGAGUCACCCACGCGAAGUAAAGGAACUGUUGCGCGAGUAUCUAACUGAUCGUUUCUUGCUAGGCUCUGCAUCUGCUGAAUUGGACCAAAGUCUCAAGCAAGCAGUCGAGCUUUUUAUACGUCAAAUGUGA
Messenger RNA from Wickerhamiella sorbophila, 1182 nucleotides. Its product is annotated as U3 small nucleolar RNA-associated protein 6. Gene Ontology annotation, biological process: maturation of SSU-rRNA from tricistronic rRNA transcript (SSU-rRNA, 5.8S rRNA, LSU-rRNA). Gene Ontology annotation, cellular component: small-subunit processome; Pwp2p-containing subcomplex of 90S preribosome. The record is from RefSeq and is a predicted model, not a curated record. The coding region runs from base 1 to 1182 and encodes 393 amino acids. NCBI's taxonomy places the organism in Eukaryota, Fungi, Ascomycota, Dipodascomycetes, Dipodascales, Trichomonascaceae. The transcript has a single exon. Gene Ontology annotation, molecular function: protein binding; snoRNA binding.